Paramecium tetraurelia is the source of this 1836-nucleotide messenger RNA. RefSeq lists its product as uncharacterized. The record is from RefSeq and is a predicted model, not a curated record. NCBI's taxonomy places the organism in Eukaryota, Ciliophora, Oligohymenophorea, Peniculida, Parameciidae. The transcript is spliced from 4 exons.
AUGAUACCCUAACUAUCAUCAUUUAAGGCUCCUAAGUAAAGACAAAUAACCACAACAACAAGCAGCAAUACAUAUUUUCUAAAUUCAUAAAGAAAAUUAAAGUAGCCUUCUAAAUAUAUUUUAAGCUUCCUUACAACCAGCAGUCUAUAAUCAAUUUCAUACACGCAUACAAGUUAGGUAUUAAAUUAAACGCCUACUCUUAUUGAUAUCAAAGAUGUUAAAAAGGAACAGAAUCAGAUUUAAGCUAUACCUCCUUCUUUCAUGGAGCUUUAUGAUGAAUUUGAGAAUAAUUACAAAAUUGUGUAGAAGAUUAAAACUGAUCUCAAUAUCUCAUUGGAUAUAAAGACAGAGGAAAAACCUCAUUAGAGUUAGGUUAGAAGCUAAAACUCAAUAAAGAAUCCUUCUCAAGCAGAAACUCGAAUUGCAAAUUUAUAGUUUUGUGAUAUUGAUUAAGAGUUGAAUUAGAGAUUACAUAUUAAUCGCUUUAAAUUUUAUUAUUUCCGAGCUUCCAUAUCGAAAUAAUAAUCUCCUCUAUUACUCACAAUUCAAUUUGAAAAUCAAAUAAAUUCUGCCUAAUAUAAAUUAUAUCUUUCUACUCAGCAUGAAUUUCCUACUAAAUUUAAUGCAGAACAUAAUCUCACCUCUAAUUUUUGUAAGAUCUAUACAAGCAGUCCGGAAGGCAUAUUUCAAGAAAACUACCUUUACGUAACCUUCUAUACAGAAAUUGAUGUAAUUGUAAGAAUUAAAAUAUAAUUUGGUUGGGUCCAAUAGAGUAAAUCGCCCAAAAAGUAAAUAAUAAAAAGAGAGUAUCCCAAAUUCCCAGGUCUGAUAGCAAAUACAAAAAUUGAUUUAAUUAAAAGGAAUCUUGAUACAAGUCAAUUUCAAUUGGUAAAAAAAACUGAUCUCUUGGCUGGAUUACUUAGUGAAAGAGAAUCGAAAAGGAAGUAAGUUAUCUAAAAAAAAUAAGAGAUUGAUUGCGAACAAAAGAUAAAAUUAAAAACAUAAUACAGUGCCUAAAUGCUAAGAAACGAUUACAGAUUAUUUGAAAAGAUUUAUAAAUUAAAGUUGAAUAAAAAAAUAUAAGGAGAAUUGUUUUGGGCCCAACUUGUCAAUUUAAUUAGGUUUAUUGCUCAACUUAAAACUAAAUUGAUAUAAUUUAAAUGCAAGAUGAGCAUUAAGGCCAAUGGGAGAAUUAAAGCUUUAAGAUGUGGAUUAAAUCUAUUGAUUAAUAUCAGGAAGUUCGGACCAACACCUGAGAGAAGAUCAUUUUGUAAAAGCUUAUUAGCAAUUCAAAUGUUUACUGCCUAAAUUCAAUGUUUAAGAAAACGGAAAGCCCAAGCCAUUGCUACUUCAUUUAUUAAGGAAUGUAUCUCUAUUAUCCAUUUGGGACAUAGACUACUCAAGACUAGACAUUAUGUAAUAGUCCUGUAGAACAAGUUCAGAUUCUUUUAGAGAUAGAAGAAAAAGUAUUACGAGGAGUUUUGGCAAUUGGUAAUACGGAACUACAAGGAAGUUAUAAGGGGACUUACUCAAAGUCAAAGUAAUCCAAAAUAGAGGAGCAGGAGUUAAAAAUAAAUUUAUGCUUUUCAAAUUGAUAAUCAAUUAAUGCAAUUCUAGAUAGAUAAUUAUUAUUGUAGGCAAAAGCAGAUGUGGUUGGCAUUUAUACGUCAAAAGAUUCAAGACAAACAACUGACUCUUUAUUUAAAUGAGAGAAAAAGCGAUGAGAUUAGAAAAGCCUUGAUUAAGUUUCAAGAGCCUAAACUGUUCUAACUUCCACAAAUUAAUGAAGUGGCUGAAAUAAUUGAGUUGUAUGCAAAACAUAAAAAAAUGAUUUGA